This is a messenger RNA of Truncatella angustata, 956 nucleotides long. Its product is annotated as mitochondrial carrier domain-containing protein. NCBI's taxonomy places the organism in Eukaryota, Fungi, Ascomycota, Sordariomycetes, Amphisphaeriales, Sporocadaceae. Gene Ontology annotation, cellular component: mitochondrial inner membrane. The coding region runs from base 94 to 702 and encodes 202 amino acids. The transcript has a single exon. Gene Ontology annotation, molecular function: S-adenosyl-L-methionine transmembrane transporter activity. The record is from RefSeq and is a predicted model, not a curated record.
CAGCCGCUCGUGCACUCGGCGGCGUCGGCCCUCGCCGAGUGCGCGAGCUGCGUCGUCCUGACCCCCGCCGAGGUCGUCAAGCAGAACGCCCAGAUGCUGUCCGGCCGCGCCGGGCCCGCCAAGUCCACCAGCCUCCAGGCCCUCGGCCACCUCACCGCCGGCCGCGGCGUCGCCCACAAGCUGCUCAGCGGCUACACGGCCAUGGUGGCCCGCAACCUGCCGUUCACCGCCAUCCAGUUCCCCAUCUUCGAGUAUGCGCGCACGCGCAUAUGGCGGCGCAGGGAGGGCACGGGGAGCGACGGCGCGGGCUAUGGCGCGAGAGAGAAGCGGGGCUUGUUGGAGACGGGCGUCAUCACCGGCACGAGCGCCGGGUUGGCGGGCAGCUUCGCGGCCGUGGUCACGACCCCCAUGGAUGUGGUUAAGACUAGGAUGAUGCUGAUGGCGGGCGGCGAGCAGGACGGAGGCAGCGUUGCGCGUGAUGGACAGGGAAAGUCAAAGGCUGAGACGACGAACAGGAAUCAGAACGGGCUUGCGGUCGCGCGUCAGGUUAUUAAGGAGAGAGGUGUGCCUGGACUAUUCAGGGGGUCGGUGCUGAGAGCUGUGUGGACAGCUGUAGGGAGUGGACUAUACCUGGGAAUGUAUGAGGUCUCGAAGGUGUGGUUGACGAGGGGGAAAGAUGCCGAGGAUGAGACUUUUCCUUAGAUGCAUUGUGAGGGACCAGCGUUUUUAUAGAUUGCCCGUGGCUCACGCCAAGUUGAUAGACCCGUCGAUGUAAUAUAGUUUUGAAAUUGCACAAGCGUUAUACAGUUAAUGGCAGGCGAUGCAAAAACAGAUAUACAAACGGGUGUAAUAUUAUAUAAGCGCAUGGUAAGGUACCCCUGCUCAUUAUAGGGGUCUGAUCAUGUGCCGAUACCUAGGUAUUCUAGUUCCCGUAGCAUUAUUUACGAAUCCAAGCA